AUGACUCGCCUUGCUACAACCUUUGUUGCUGCCCUUGCCGGCGCCAACUUGGCCGCUGCCAAGUGCACUUACAAGUGGCGCGCCCACGACGGCGACACCUGUGCCUCUCUGAGCUCGGACUGGGGCCUCGCCGAGAGCGACUUCAUCAAAUGGAACCCGUCUGUGGGCGCCAACUGCUCCAACGGCGUCAAGUCCGGUGAUGAGUACUGCGUCGAAGAUGACGGCACCGGCAGCAACCCGACCGGCUCUCCCACCAGCACUCCCACCACCAUCAUCACCACCACGUCGAGCACCCCUACCCAGCCUACCGGCGGGGCCCCCUCGCCUACUCAGGAUGGUGUUGCCAAGGACUGCAAGGCUUGGUACAAGGUCCAGAAGGGUGAUACUUGCGACAUCAUCAUCAACAAGUACGGUGCCUUCUCCACCGACGACUUCCUCAAGUGGAACCCCGCCGCUGGAAAGGAUUGCACUGGCCUCUGGGUUGACUACUACGUCUGUGUUGGCGUUCCCGGCACUCCCACGUCGCCCACCGGCUCUGACCCCAGCAAGCCGAGCCCGACCCAGGCUGGUGUCGCCAAGGAUUGCCAGAAAUGGUACAAGGUCAAGAGUGGCGACACCUGCGACAAGAUCAAGAGCCAGUUCAACACCUUCUCUGUCGAUGACUUCCUGAAAUGGAACCCCGCCGCCGGCAAGGACUGCUCCGGGCUCUGGGUCGACUACUACGUCUGCGUCGGCGUCCCCGGCACGCCGACCUCGCCGACCGGCUCCGACCCCAGCAAGCCGUCGCCCACCCAGGACGGCCUCACCUCCAAGUGCACCAAGUACUACAAGGCGCAAAAGGGCGACACCUGCCAGAAGAUCGUCGACAGCAUGCGCACCUUCUCCGUCGCCGACUUCACCAGCUGGAACCCGGCCGUCGGCAAGGACUGCGCUGGCCUCUGGGUCGACUACUUCUACUGCGUCGCCGUGCCCGGCACGCCGACCAACCCGCCCCCCGCGAAGCCGAGCCCCGUUCAGGACGGCAUCACCAAGGACUGCAAGAAGUACUACAAGGUCCAGAGCGGCGACUUCUGCGACAAGAUCAUCAGCAAGUACAACAAGACGUUCAACCUGCAGCAGCUGGUUAGCUGGAACCCGGCGAUCGGCAAGGACUGCAGCCAUCUCUUUGUCGACUUUUACAUCUGCGUCGGUGUUUAA
Cordyceps fumosorosea ARSEF 2679 is the source of this 1197-nucleotide messenger RNA. RefSeq names its product Peptidoglycan-binding Lysin subgroup. Lineage: Eukaryota; Fungi; Ascomycota; Sordariomycetes; Hypocreales; Cordycipitaceae. The record is from RefSeq and is a predicted model, not a curated record. The coding region runs from base 1 to 1197 and encodes 398 amino acids. The transcript has 5 exons.